AUGGGCGACGAACCAUGGCUCGACAGUCUGUCCGACGACUGGCCCUCAGUGCCGGCCACGCCUACGACUCCAGGCCCGUCAGUUGCUCCCUCGCCACGACCGAGUGUCAGCGUGCAGAGCUCGCCCAGUCGCAUUCCAGUGCCUGCCCGCCGAUCCGUGGAACAACAAUCACCGGCCGACUUGAAGAAGGUGACCCGGCCAUGUCAUUUCAUUAAAAGAGAACCGCCCACCCCAAAGACGCCCCGAACUCCCAAAACCCCCUCGAAACCACGGUCGCCGACCCCCGCAAAAUCCAAAACAAACACCCCGAAGCCCGCAUCCUCACCCAAGCCCACGCCCACAUCGAAAUCGUCCAAGUCCGCGAAGCCUCCAAAGCGCGGCAGCCCGAAGCCCACCCCCGGGGUGAUGGCGGCGGCCAGAAAACUGCCCCAGGGGGACACGCGGUCUCCGCUGCGGUCAGUUUCCAAUGUCUCCAGUCAAACUAGCUACCAGAGCGAGGGUACGGUCCAGAUUAAACCCAAGAAAGAUACCGGGGAGGGCUCGACCACUCCCGAAUGGCGGAAGCGCCUGGUACGCGGCGAGAUCCCAGCCGAAGACCAACGAGACUUGUUCGCACCAAUGGGACUCGAGAGCGUAUUCAAACCUCCAAGCCCGUCGACGCAGCAGGACUCGAUCCCAUUCAGCAAGCAGGAUGACCAACCGUGGGAUUUUACGGACGCGACGUCCCGCCCGGCGAGCGCGCUGCGCGGGGACCAAGAACAAACUGACGCUCAGGGCGAAGAGCCUGAGCGUGCUCAGGACGAAUAUUCUGACACGGGGAUGGAAUCACCGUUAGGGACAGUCAAUCGGCCCCUCUGGACCGAGAAACAACACCGCGACGAGGAGUUUGACCCCGAAGCGCAUUCACAAGAUGGUGGAACCGAUGUACGAACGGCGAGUGGACUGGAAGACCUUCGCAACGAGGGCAUCACGCCCAUCACAUUUACGCGACCGAAUACUCUGGAAGGAGGCGCCACCUCUGAAGUCAUCAAGUCUGCUCUCAAGCAAGUCACAAACAAGCUGGAAAGCCUGUCCGUGGACCAGGACAGUCGUCCGGAUUCCCCUGCGAGCGAUAGCUUCCUUUUCUACAACCAGCACCAGACCCUCCACUAUAACCACAGUGACCCUCCGCCCGAUGGCUCUCCGCGCGGCGAAGACAGCCUACUGGAUGUGACCAGUCACUCACUCCCUCAAGACCUGUCAAUGGGCACCAUCGAUUUCAGCCGCCGUGGCCCCAGUCGCUCUUUCCUCAAGCGCUUCUCUCCCUCCCCAUUUCCUUCUUAUCGCAAGUCUCCCGCGAACCUCGCCAACAACAAAAUUCGAAACUCUCCCCUUUUCAGUCGCUCACAGAGCAACGGAUCUCCCCCAUUGCCUCGUCCAUCCUCCUCCCAUGUUCGCCCGUCCACGUCCGGGGAUGCUGAAUCAAAGCAAGGAACAAUGCCUUCGUCCGGGAGCCCAUUGAAGCUGUUCGGCGAACAUGACACUUUCACGAACAACAGGCUGCUGCGGCGCAUGAGCCAAUUCGAAGAGACAUUUGAGGAUGGAUCGGAUCAUGACGAACCACCGUCACCAUCAGAGGAGGCGCGUCGAAAGGGAGAAAACCGCAGUUUCUUGAAUGUCCGACACGAGCCAUUGAGUGAGAUAUCAUCCCGGCUCAACGAACGGUUGGCCUCUCGAAACGUACAGCGCCCUCGGCUGAAUCGAUUUGGAGACGGGGAGUUGGAUAAAUUCGACUUUUCUGAUGCAAGUCCCUAUGAGCGUCAGCUAGUCUAUGAUGAAGUACAAGGAUUUGGGUCUCGACCAUCCUCUCGCAAGUUUUCGUCAAGCCGCCAACAGUACUUGCGUCGUGGAUCACAGCAGGACUCUCUCCGGUAUGCGAGAUCGUCAAGCUCUGGGUUUACUCGAAAGCCGUCGGCGUGGACUCGACAAAGUUACUUCGACCACAUGCGCGAUGGCACCUGGUCCUCUCGCGUCCACAGGAAAGAGAACGUGGGCUUUCCCGAAACCAAGAGGGUUCCCAAAGCACCUGGCAUGGAUCCAACUCCGAAACGACGCCGCACAAUUUUGCGUGAUGAGAGCGCCGAGCCUGAUCACCCCCAUGCUAAUAGUGACUCCCUCCAAAAUUUGCUUGAGAAUGGUGACUACCUCGCCCCGCCCGGCGUUUCACAGUCUAUGCUGCGCCCAAGAACGCCGACACCGAGUCAAAUACGGUCCAUACAUGGAUCGAAGAUUCUAUCCAGAAGGGAUUAUUCUGAAUCCAACUUCGAUGAACGUGACUAUUCCGACUCGUUUUCUAUUGAAGGAGACGUGCCCCUGGUCAUGAUCACAGGCACUAGUGAUUCAUCUCGUAAAGGGUCGAUUACCACGCAAGAUUAUCUCAAUGAGGCGACAAAGAUUAUGGAUCUAAUUCGAGCGAAAGGCCGAACAGCACCUGGCUCUGGAUUGGCGAGUGUGCAGGAGUCUGAUCCGGAUAGCGAUGAGGGCGAUCUUAGCUACGAAGACGAAUCCACAAGAGAAGCAUUCUCCCGUCCGCCCAGCCGCGAAGGAACCACCGAUCUUCGCAAGCAGCGCGAACCGAAGGAGUUGAACCCGCAAAUUUUGAGCUAUCUCAAGAAAUACCAAGAAAAAGAUGACUUGGAGUUCGGUGCCAAUGAGUCAGUCAUGUCCUUGAAUAUCAAUUCUUCGGGCAGACAGUCCAAUGCCGAAGGUCUCUUGAAGCCAGAUCCUGAGCGAACGGGGGGAUUGGCCCCUGAAGAGAGGAAACGAAAGCCCAGCGGUCCUAUCGAUGACAUCGCCGAGAGCAUUGCGCAUGACCUGAUGACCAUCAAUACUCAGAUGUCGGGAUUUAGUAUUCAGUCAAUACCCACCGGGUCCUCGCAGAAUUCGCAGGCCAAGGGAAUGUUGUCUUCAGAUCUGGUGUCGCAUUUAAUUCCCGAGCAAGUCAACGGCUUCGUCUAUGAUCGUUCGAAGAAUCAGUGGGUGAAGGGCGAUGCCGACCAACCAGUUCGUAAACCUCUACACCAGGACGAUACCGAUGAUCCCUUUCAAGAUAUUCCGGAUUUAAGCGUGGAUGAACUGCAAGAAAUGAUGCGAACCCACGGUCCCAACUCUCCUGUGAAAGUCACAGCUGCCGAUGCAAAUAGAUAUCAAAACACUCCUCCGCCUCAAGGUGCAGGCACAUCUCCAGCGAAAGCGAAUCCUCGACCUCACACAAGGGAUGGUGAACGAUCGACAAAUGCAAGUUCUGUGCAUUCGAGGACUACUCGGUUCACUUCCAGCGUUCCCAAUUCGGGAACCCGCGCUACCUCAUGGGGUACUGAGGAAACUCGUGAAACAAAUGAAGCUGGAAACAGGCUUCCCACACCUGGCACUCCAGCGAUGGCAGGUCAGCCUCGAAUAAAAAAGUCUCGGGUCGCCACAAUCACCUUCUCUUCGCCGCUUGUCUCCCAUGUCGCAUACAGGGAAGAUCCCGAUGCCUCCGAACCUCAACUGGAUACCGAAAAUCCUACAACAGACGAUCCUUCCUGUGAAGGCGUCCAGAACCAGCGCUCCUCUGCAUCUCCUUCAAGACGUGAAACUUCUAUUGGAGGCCAACCAUUCGUUCGACGCCCUGUUUCAAGAAUAGAUGAACGAAAUGAGGAAGGCACUGAAGAUCUUAGCCUUAUUCAAAGGGAUAAGUCCCUGGCGCUUCAACAGACUCUUAACGGAAAUGCUGCAGAACAGUCUUUAAUUCCUCUCCGUUCAGAUGAACAGGAAACCAACUAUAGUUUUCAUUUGAGCCCACUUCCAGAGUUUUCUGUGAAUCAACCAGACCACCCCCUGAAUCUUGAAAUGAGCUAUGUGGCCCAGCGCACACACCCCACUUCUUUACGGCAAGUCCAUGGGACCUUUGCCCUGGCCACAGAAGACAUGAUCAAACACAUCACCGAUGUUGAGCCUUAUGAGCCGUACUGGGAGCAUGUGCGUCGCCUUGUGCUACGCCAGAAAGGCUUGAUCACCUUACAUAAACUGAGCGAUUUUUGUCCACGCCUCGAGGAUUUGGAUGUCUCUGAUAAUGACAUUGGGCAGCUGAGCGGUGUUCCUGCCGGCCUCAGAACACUCAAAAUCCCAAGGAAUUGCCUUUCUAAUCUCACGUCAUGGAGCCACUUAACUAAUCUUCAAUACUUGGACAUUUCCGGAAAUGACAUAGAGAGUCUGGAUGGCUUCUCUAGUCUCAUUCACCUUCGAGAAUUAAAGGCAAAUGACAACCAAAUUCGCAAUAUCGAUGGUGUUCUCGAUCUCAAUGGGCUGCUGAGCCUGAAACUCAGCAAUAACUCCUUGACCGCCAUCGACUUCGAGGGGACUGAACUGACUCGACUCCGCGAUCUUGACUUAAGUCAUAAUUGCUUAUCAUCUGUUAGGAACGUGGACUGGCUCCCAUCGCUUGCGACUCUUGAUCUCAGCGCCAACCAGAUCCCUCAGUUCGAAUCUUCGGGCUCGCUGAUCAGUCUCCGCGCCUUAAAGCUUUCUGGAAAUUGCCUAGAAACCCUUGAUCUAAAGCAUUUUUCAUCUGUCAACUUGCUUUACCUUGAUCAAAAUUAUCUUUCAACCAUCACGGGUCUCGAGCAUUGCCACAAUAUGGAGGUCCUCUCCGUGAGAGAACAGAGCCCAGCCACGGAAAAUGAUCCAAAUUUUGCACUGGACAUUGAUUUAGGCCAUGUCAAAGACAUCCGAAAGGUGUUCUUGUCAUCCAACAAACUCUCUCGAAACUGCCUCUCACCCUCUGCCUCGUUGUUACGCCUUCAGCUUCUUGAUAUCGCAGCCUGCACCUUGAAUGCUCUUCCCAAUGAAUUUGCAGCGAGAUUUCCUAAUCUGAAGGUUUUGAAUAUGAACUUCAACUCGGUCAAGGAACUAGAGCCACUAGUUGGCAUGAACUGUUUGGCCAGACUGACGGUAGCUGGAAACCGGCUUGCAAGAAUGCGACGUGUCUGCCAAAUUUUGAGUCGCCUUGGCCGGAACGGAUCCAUUCCAGAUCGCAAGAAAUUGAAGGACCAAGAAAAUGCAGUCGUACAGCAAGAAGAGAAAGAUCUGUCUGACGCCCUUGCUGACCUUGAUCGGGACGAGAGAGUCACUCAGACUGUCACCUGGGAUGACAGUGCUAAGGGGGAUCGAGAAAUUGAGGUCAACGACCCUUUCACUCUCCCGCCUGCUGAUCCCCGCGCCGACGAGAGAUAUCUCAACCAUCUGGAUCGUGCCACUCGACUUCGCCGAAGAGUCUUAGAGCUUCUUCUCUACGCUGGCACGAGUGGUUCGCUCCACAUGCUUGAUGGGCUGGAGCUUCAACCUUCCCUGGGAGAGAACUCCCCCGACAUGGGACACGCGUGGGCGAAAUUGGAGGAAUUGGGUGUUCUGCGCAGGAAAGCCAUUACGGACAAAACUUAA
Molecule: messenger RNA, 5460 nt
Organism: Penicillium macrosclerotiorum
Lineage: Eukaryota; Fungi; Ascomycota; Eurotiomycetes; Eurotiales; Aspergillaceae
Exons: 4
Coding region: 1-5460 (1819 amino acids)
Molecular function (GO): protein binding
Source: RefSeq, a predicted model, not a curated record